AUGGGUGUCACAGGCCUGUGGACUGUGCUGAAGCCUUGUGCUCGCCCGAUUAAACUUGAAACCCUAAACAAAAAGCGACUCGCGGUCGAUGCGUCGAUAUGGAUAUAUCAGUUCUUGAAAGCGGUGCGCGAUAAAGAAGGCAACGCUUUGAGAAACGCCCAUAUUGUUGGGUUCUUCAGGCGAAUAUGCAAACUACUCUAUUUUGGGAUCAAGCCUGUUUUCGUUUUCGACGGGGGUGCCCCGACAUUGAAGCGUCAAACGAUAGCUUCGAGAAAAAAGCGGAGAGAAGGUAGGAGAGAAGAUGCUACUAAGACCGCGAGUAAGCUGCUGGCUGUGCAGCUACAGAAGUUGGCAGAAGAGGAGGAGAUGAGACGAAAAGAGCAAAGCGCUCGGGUCGACGAACAACAGCCUUUACCAGAAAAUUUGGUGUACGCAGAAGAAGUGUUUAUGACUCCCAAAGAGAGGCGACAAAAUCGUCAAUUUCGCAAGAAGGAUGCCUAUCAUCUUCCGGAAUUAGACGUUUCUCUCGAGGAGAUGGGCGCUCCAAACGACCCAAGGAUUAUGUCCCAUGAAGAACUGGAAGAAUAUGCUCGUCAGUUUCAUUCUGGAGAAAACAUAAAUCUUUAUGACUUCUCCAGCAUUGAUUUUGACAGUCCAUUUUUCUUGAGUUUGCCUGCUAGCGAUCGCUACAACAUUUUAAAUGCGGCAAGAAUAAGGAGCAGGCUCCGAAUGGGCUACUCAAAAGACCAGCUUGAUACAAUGUUUCAAGACCGCAUGGCAUUUUCCAGAUUUCAGAUCGAACGCGUCAAGGAACGUAAUGAUUUGACUCAGAGGUUAAUGCACAUCAAUGGGAUGAAUGGUGAUGACCCGAUUUAUGGAUCAAGCUCCCGCAUUGCAGGCGAGAAAAAUAAAGAAUAUGUUUUAGUCAAAGAUAAUAAUGUUGAAGGGGGAUGGGCACUGGGAGUUUUUGGGAACCGCGAUGGCGAGCACCAGAACAAACCGAUUGACCUUGAGUCGGAUGACAACCAGCUUGACAAUCACGAAGAAUCGGAGGAUGAGGACAUCGAAUUUGAGGAUGUACCAAUUUCGGGACUUAGCCAACUUCCCGACCUCCCAAUUUUUGAACAAGGCGUGUUCGAUCAAUCCAUUCCCCAACAUGUACUACAAGUCUCGCAGGAAAGACGAGACCUUUAUGACUCACGCCGUCAGGCAGCGGGACUUGUUCGUGAGAGGCCAAUAGAUACUGAAGCUGCUGAUAAUGAUGAAUUAUUUGUUUCGGGCCAGAUGGCACCCUCCACAGGAGGCUAUGACCCGCUUUUCGAGGAUAACGAUGAUGAAAACCUCCGUCGAGCUAUUCAGUUGUCACUGGAAAAACCAAAUGAUUCUGAUAACGAAGAGGACAUGGCCAGAUUUCCAUUUCCAGAUGGACAAUCGAACUUGUUGAACCCCGCUGCCGAUGCCUCAGCCCGGGAUUCUACAAAGCAAGUACUAGAGACAGAAGACAAUGGAGUGGACCUAUUCGCCGCCAUAGCAAAGUCUCAACCUAUCCAUCCGAGCUCUACCGUGCAGUCGUCGGCCCGUCAGUUCAACGGGCCGCUUCCGUUCAAGCCAUUCAAAGUUACGAAAAUUACGAAAAGCGGAACCGCCCGAAUAGAUUCGGUUGGCGAGGCCGCCGGCGGGUUUGAGCGGACUGAAAAUAAUGAACCCAUAAAAUCCAAGCCUUUACCGCCUUGGUUUUCAGGGAACAAACAACGACAAGAGUUUAUCGAACAGGAACCCGACGGGGAAUAUUCUGGUGAAAGCCGAUAUCAGCAGACGACUCAGUAUAGUGAUAUUUCAGCUAAUUCAAAGCCCGUGGAGGUAAUCGAUUUAGUUGAAGACGGGUCCCCCAAGUCCCCCAACGUCGAAAUCGAGUCACGUUUCCCGCCUACAGUGCAACGUUCUCUACGUUCUGAGUCCGAAGUUUUUGACGAUAAACAACACAAAGAACCAAGUCGCUCUCCAGCCAAAUCAAAUAUUGGGUUAUUAUUUGAGAGUGCGGGAUCUGCGGCUGUUGUAUCAGACGCCAUAAAAAACGAUGCAAGCAUGGAGAGUCCUGUUUUGGAGCAAACUGUGAAAGAGAAAUCUCCAACGGCAGAAUUUGAAGACGUGGAUAUAUCUCGGGUUAUUGGAGCCGGAGUUAACCCUAGUUCACAUCCGGUGAUCCCCCUUGAGCUAGCAGAGGAUACAACACAAGAACUAUUCGAAGAAGUCCAGUUUUCCGAUCCCGAGGAGGCUGAAUUAAUUCAUCAGCUUGCAGCCGAGACGGAGGAAUACGCCAGGUUCGCUUCUACGCUAAACUUCAAAAGCCAAGCCGAAAAUGCAGAUGCGUUUGAUCGCGAAUUGAAGCAGUUACGCGCCCAGCAGAAAAAGGACAGAAGAGACGCCGAUGAGGUAUCACACAUAAUGGUUACUGAAUGCCAGCAGUUAUUGAAACUGUUUGGGCUCCCUUAUAUCACCGCUCCAAUGGAAGCCGAGGCGCAGUGCGCGGAGCUAGUAUCUUUGGGCCUCGUUGAUGGCAUCGUAACAGACGAUAGCGAUACAUUUCUCUUUGGCGGCACGAGAGUAUACAAGAACAUGUUCAAUCAGGCCAAAUUCGUGGAAUGUUACCUUGUUAGCGACUUGGAGAAAGAGUAUUCCCUCGAUCGCAAAAAGCUCAUUAGCUUCGCGCAUUUGCUGGGCAGCGAUUACACUGAAGGCAUCCCCGGCAUCGGCCCGGUCACCGCGCUGGAAAUAUUAACGGAAUUUUCAGACCUUGAAGAUUUCAAAGACUGGUGGUCGCAAGUGCAAAUGGGAGUUUCGAUUCCAGACGACGUUCAUUCGAAGUUUCGAAAGAAAUUCAAGAAAAAUGCUGCAAAACUAUUCCUUCCGCCGGCAUUUCCUGAUCGGCGGGUUGAUGCAGCUUACUUGGAACCCGAAGUCGAUUCCGAUCCUUCAGCAUUCCAAUGGGGUGUCCCUGAUUUGGAAGCGCUUCGCCACUUCCUGAUGACCGCCGUUGGAUGGUCCCCGGAACGGACUGACGAAGUACUCGUCCCAGUUAUCCGGGAUGUCAAUCGCAGGGAGCUGGAAGGCACCCAAGCCAAUAUUACACAAUUUUUCGAAGGUUCUCAAGGUGCCGGUGCUUUUGCUCCACAGCGCCGGACAGGUGGCCAGAGUCGCAUGGAGAAAGCAUUCACGCGGCUGAGAGACGAAACCGCAGCCAAGCGAAAAGCCGACGACGCAGGGAGCACGUCGGUUCCUACGAUCGAAAUUGAAGAUCCAGAACGCCAUGCACCUGAACCAUCGAGGAAAAGGCAGAACAAGGGUCGGGCACCAAUGGUUCACGAUAAUGAACUUGGGCAAGGCACAGAAAAAAGCCGGAAGAAGAAACGAAAAGCCACCAAUGCUAGCUGA
Molecule: messenger RNA, 3432 nt
Organism: Uncinocarpus reesii 1704
Lineage: Eukaryota; Fungi; Ascomycota; Eurotiomycetes; Onygenales; Onygenaceae
Exons: 1
Coding region: 1-3432 (1143 amino acids)
Biological process (GO): nucleotide-excision repair
Cellular component (GO): nucleus
Molecular function (GO): single-stranded DNA binding; DNA endonuclease activity
Source: RefSeq, a predicted model, not a curated record